This is a messenger RNA of Oncorhynchus kisutch (coho salmon), 4906 nucleotides long. Its product is annotated as excitatory amino acid transporter 1. Lineage: Eukaryota; Metazoa; Chordata; Actinopteri; Salmoniformes; Salmonidae. Gene Ontology annotation, molecular function: neutral L-amino acid transmembrane transporter activity; glutamate:sodium symporter activity; L-glutamate transmembrane transporter activity. The transcript has 13 exons. Bases 420 to 2156 code for a protein of 578 amino acids. Gene Ontology annotation, cellular component: plasma membrane. The record is from RefSeq and is a predicted model, not a curated record. Gene Ontology annotation, biological process: L-glutamate transmembrane transport.
CUGCUCCUGUAUUUGAGCUCUGCCGAUUCGGAUGGGCAGCAGGUGUCUUUUCUUCGCGCCAGAAAAACUCUUAACCUCUUUCCUCCCACGCAGACCUCUGCUCGAUGUCAAGGCGUUUUUCUAUCGCGCCGGAGGGCUGGAGAAAAAGCGCUUAAGCUCAUGUAGUAAAUUAAAAUGAACUGUAGAUGUGUGUGAGUGUGUGCUACUGUGCUUCAUGUGAGUGGAAAGCAGGCAAGGAAAGAAUGAACCAUACCGUGUGAGGACCGUCAUGAGAUAAGAGUGAAGAACCAUCAAUUGAAAACGUUCCACCUGGACCAGAGAAGCUCUCCAUGACUGUGGACUAUCUCAAUCCGUGAAGACAAGAAAGGAAGCAUCAGAAACGGCUUUGGACUGUUCGAAGAGAAUCCCUAAACUCAACCAUGAGUGUUUCCCACGAAACCUGCCUCCUGGACCAGGUGCUGGAGCUGAUUAUGAAUGAGAAGCCCCCCAACACUGCCAGCCUUUUCCUGAACGAGGACGCCGACAAGCCCCCCCUCCCCAAUCGAGGCCUCUGUUGGCAGCUACGUAGGGCCAUGCAGAAGAGAGCGGCCAGCACCCAGGACAGGAUGAGCACCAUCACUAAGGAGAGCGUCAAGGGCUUCCUGAGACGCAACCUCUUUGUCCUCCUCACCAUCGCAGCAGUGGCUCUGGGUGUCAUGCUGGGUUUCGCCCUGCGGCCCCACAACCUGACCCUCAGGGAGAUCAAGUACUUUGCCUUCCCUGGAGAGCUGCUGAUGAGGAUGCUGCAGAUGCUGGUUCUGCCUCUCAUCGUCUCCAGCCUGGUCACAGGUAUUUCCUCUCUGGACAGCAAAGCGUCUGGGAAGAUGGGAAUGCGGGCUGUGGCGUAUUACAUGGUGACCACCCUCAUCGCUGUCUUCAUUGGCAUUGUCAUUGUGAUUGUCAUCAAACCAGGGAAAGGCCAUAGGGACAGCCCAGUGGCCUCUAGCGGUACCAUAGAGCCGGUACACGCAGCUGACGCCUUCCUGGAUCUCAUCAGGAACAUGUUCCCUCCUAAUUUGGUGGAAGCCUGUUUCAAGCAGUACAAAACGGUCUACAAGAAGACCAUCCACACGAAGAACGUGACUGUUGCCCUCAGUCUGACAGACUCCCUCAACACUACAGAGGCUGCCUUGGCUGUUAACAUGAGCAGAGUGCUGCAGACCAUCCAGGAGACAGUGGUGGAGAUGAUCCCCGUGUCUGGUUCCUCUAACGGGGUGAACGCCCUGGGUCUGGUGGUGUUCUCCAUGUGCUUCGGCCUGGUCAUUGGCAGCAUGAAGCAGCAGGGUCAGGCCCUCAGGGACUUCUUCGACUGCCUCAAUGAAGCCAUCAUGCGCCUGGUGGCCAUCGUCAUCUGGUAUGCUCCAGUGGGCAUCCUGUUCCUCAUAGCAGCUAAGAUCGUGGAGAUGAAGAAUCUGGCCGAGGUGGGAGGUCAGCUGGGGAUGUACACGGUGUCUGUUAUCGUGGGUCUGCUCAUCCACGGCUUGUUUGUCCUGCCCCUACUCUACUUCCUGGUCACCAGGAAGAACCCCUACACUUUCAUGGCUGGCCUUCUGCAGGCCCUCAUCACAGCACUGGGAACAUCCUCUAGCUCUGCCACCUUGCCCAUCACCUUCCGCUGUCUGGAGGAGAACAACCGUGUGGACAAGAGAGUGACACGCUUCAUCCUUCCCGUGGGUGCCACCAUCAACAUGGAUGGCACUGCCCUCUACGAAGCCGUGGCAGCCAUCUUCAUCGCCCAAGUCAACGACAUGGAACUCAACUUUGGCCAGAUCCUCACCAUCAGUAUCACAGCAACAGCUGCCAGCAUCGGCGCAGCAGGCAUCCCACAGGCUGGUCUGGUUACCAUGGUAAUCGUAUUGACAUCGGUGGGACUACCCACAGAGGACAUAACGCUGAUCAUCGCUGUGGAUUGGUUCCUGGAUCGCUUAAGGACUACCACCAACGUGCUGGGGGACUCUAUCGGGGCAGGCAUCGUGGAGCACCUGUCUCGCCAGGAGUUGCAGAGCCAGGAUGUUGAGGUGGGCAACUCAGUGAUUGAAGAGAAUGAGAAGCCCUACCAGCUCAUCUGCCAUAAAAACGACUCAGUGAAGCAUCGCAACAGUGAGACCCCCAUGUAGGGGUUACGACAAUCUGAAAGCAUCCACUAGCUACUACCGUACUUCUUCAGUGUUUGUAGAUAUGGAGGAACUGGAUAGGUGUAAGCAAUAUGGGGAAAGCUAUUGGAUGCCUAGGUGGAGCCAUCACCAUAUUGCUAACACUUAUCUGGGUAACUUCAGGUCUGCAAACACUGUAGGGAUAGUGGCUGGAGAUUGUUUUGACACUGUUAACCAUAUCAACUCAUAUCAACUGUUUUGGUCCUUUCAGUUCAAAUCUGAGAUGCAUCUCAAUUGUCUAGAGCAGUGUUUCCCAAACUUUUUAUAGUUUUUGUCACAAACCUGCUAGUGGGAAGUGACAAAGAGCUCUUAUAGGUCCAGGGCACAAAUAAUAAUAUAUUAAUCAUCAAUCAUUUUGCUCUUUAUUUAGCCAUCUUACAUAUUAACUUUAUUUGUUCAUCUAAAAUUGUGAAUUACUCACCACAGGUUAAUGAGAAGGGUGUGUUUGAAAGGAUGCACAUAACUCUGCAAUGUUGGGUUGUAUUGGAGAGAGUCUCAGUCUUAAAUCAUUUUCCACAUACAUUCUGUGCCUGUAUUUAGUUUUCAUGCUAGUGAGGGCCGAGAAUCCACUCUCACAUAGGUAUGUGGUUGCAAAGGGCAUCAGUGUCUUAACAGCGCGAUGUGCGGAUACUCUGAGAAAUCUGGCAGUGGCUUCUGAUUAAAUAACAUUUUCACAGAACAGCUUGUGGCAAUUUCGAUGAGGCUCUCUUGUUCAGAUAUUGAUAAGUGGACUGGAGGCAGGGCAUGAAAGGGAUAACGAAUCCAGUUGUUUGUGUCAUCCGUUUCGGGAAAGUACUUACGUAAUUGCGCACCCAACUCACUCAUGUGCUUCGCUAUGUCACAUUUGACAUUGUCCGUAAUCUUUGAGUUAAUUUGCACACAAAAAAUCAUACAAUGAUGGAAAGACCUGUGUGUUGUCCUUGUUAAUGCAGACAGAGAAGAGCUCCAACUUCUUAAUCAUAGACUCAAUUUUGUUCCACACAUUGAAUAUAGUUGCAGAGAGUCCCUGUAAUCCUAGAUUCUGAUCAUUCAGGCAGGAAAAAACAUCACCCAGAUAGGCCAGUCGUGUGAGAAACUCGUCAUCAUGCAAGUGGUCAGACAUGUGAAGAUUAUGGUCAGUAAAGAACUUUAAGCACGUCUCUCAAUUUAAAAGUGUCAAUACUUUUCCCCUUGAUAACCAGCGCACUUCUGUAUGUUGUAAAAGCAUUACAUGAUCGCUGCCCGUAUCGUUGCAUAGUGCAGAAAAUACACAAGAGUUCAGGGGCCUUGCUUUAACAAAGUUAACAAUUCCCUUGGCAGCAAGAGCCUCUCGGUGGAUGCUGCAGUUUACCCAAGUGGCGUCGGGAGCAACUGCUUGCACGUGUGUUACCACUCCACUGUGUCUCCCUGUCAUGGCUUUUGCGCCAUUAGUACAGAUACCAACAUAUCUUGACCACCAAAGUCCAUUUGAUGUCACAAAGCUGUCCAGUACCUUAAAAAUAUCCUCUCCUGUUGUCCUGGUUUCCAGAAGAGGAUGUCUUCCUUAAUUGACCCCCCGUAAACGUAACAGACAUAUACCAGGAGCUGUAACACAUAGAAUUCACUGGCUUUUAAGCGAAGCAGUUAUUGUUUCAAAACAUCUCCUGCCAUGGUGCGUCGUGAAACAGUGUUUGAAGAAGUCAUUGUCUGUAUAGUUUUUUUUGGCCUUUACCCCAGCAUUGUCCCAGCCAUAUCCGCGGCAGCAGGAAGAAUUAAGUCCUCCACAAUAAUAUGGGGCUUGCCUGUCCUAGCCACUCGGUAGCUCACCAUAUAAGAUCCUUCUAGCCCCUUCUUAUUAAUGGUAUCUGUUGCUUUUUUCACAUAUAACACACCGUGGCUGAGGAAAGGCACUACUCCCAAUAUAAGUGAACCCCAUUUAGUUCUCAUCAUAUUUGCUCCUCUUAGAUGGUCCAUUAUCCGUCUGCUGUUUGGGGCAGAAGCUCUUCGGCUGCAACAGAUUCACAAAUGUAGAAUUACUGAUGCUAGCAUUGGAUGUGCUUGUGGAAGCAGAACAACUUGUGUCAUUGACAGGUGCAGGUGUAGUACUGCUGGUGUGUCUCUAUGGACGAGGGCCUUACAAGCGUAAUGAGCAGUAGCUACAUUUGGCUACAUACGGACCGUUAGUGGAAUUCCCGUGAGAGAGUAACGGUUAAUGUGAUUGGAUGUUCAUUAUUUGAGUAGGCUACCUGUAUUUGACAUCGUGUUGUUAUUUUGCUGAACACUAGAUGGUUUCAUUUUAUUUUUGGCAGUGAAACGAGGCUACUCAGGCGAGAAAUAAACCUUACCCAAAUGUAUUACCCUGUUGGAAAAUAUAAAUGGACCAUUUGAAAAUGUGAUUCUUUUUUUUGGGGUUGUUAAAAAUGUAUCACAUUUUUAUUUGGCAUACCCCCGACGGAAUCCCCAGUUUGGGCAUACCUGGUCUAGAGGAAACUGCUGUGAAAUAACUGGACAGGUGAAAUCAAAUUUCUCAUAGAUAUCUAGCUACUAUAUUGUUUUCACUUAUUUUAUGUGUUCAUAACAGUAGAGACCACUUUUGACUGGUGUUAUGUACUCUGUAUAGGAUUGAUUUUCAUGAACAAGAAAAUAAAUGCCAUUCAAUGGCCUUUUUAGAAUGAGUGAAUAAAUGGGAUAUCCAUUUGUAUACUCACAAUCAAUUAGCUGGUUCUGUUGCAUGGCUUGAUUUUUAGUUUAUUGUU